Messenger RNA from Colletotrichum godetiae, 1393 nucleotides. RefSeq lists its product as uncharacterized. Lineage: Eukaryota; Fungi; Ascomycota; Sordariomycetes; Glomerellales; Glomerellaceae. Bases 451 to 1164 code for a protein of 237 amino acids. The record is from RefSeq and is a predicted model, not a curated record. The transcript has 3 exons.
AGGGGCCAAAGAAGCUUUGCGACACAACAGCACCGCUGCGCCAGUCAGCCUGUCGUAUUCGGGUGCCACCCACCGUUGCUCAAGCCUCGAUCCCUCCAGGACUGCCGGUCGGUUCCUCAAUGUGGAGUGUAACGGCACGGAUCACUUAUACUGUGGUCCCCGACCGUUUGAUCAGUCCCCUGGGAGUCUGGGACAGUGGGACGGGCAGUCUAAUUGACUUGGUCCGCGUUGCUACAGCUAGCUGUACUUGUCCUUCUCAAUUCAAUUAACCUUUCCGAAGCUUCCCUCCUCCUCGUAUUCUUUGACGACGACACACGCACACGAAAGCACUUACACCCGAUAAACAACGCGUCAACGACUCGACGGAUCACACCGAGCAAAACCCUUCCUCCACGAUACCCUCACAUCACGAACCCACCCAAAUCCAUAGACCCCAGCGCAUACGACAAGAUGGUCUCAACACGCUCCUCCUCCCGCGCUCUCCCAAACGGCCUUGACGCCUCCCCAAGCAUCCCCUCCACAGCCCGCGCCGUCGUCACAGCCGCCACAACCCACCCCGAGAACAAGUCCACCCCACAAGGCUGGUCCCACGCGCCAACCUCCCUCACCUGCUUCUGGCUCCUCAUCUCCCUGCCCCUCGUCAUCUGGGACACGGGCUACGUCCUCCUCCGUCCCUGGACGAUGCCGGGAGGGCACCUUCACUGGCCCGUCUGGGCGCCCUACAAGCUCUACGGCGAGGUCGACCACGUAUACGGAUGGAAGGCGUUCAACGCCGGCAACGGCUUCACGUCUGCGCAGGGCGCGUUGAAUGCUGUUGAGACGGUCAUGUAUCUUGCGUACUACUGGCUAUACUUCUCGCGGGGACGCGCCGUCGAGGGGCCGGCUGGGUUGAAGAAGGUUGUUGGCGGAAAGGCGGGCGCGUUGGCUAUUGUGAUUGGGUUCAGCGCGGCUGUAAUGACCCUGAGCAAGACGGUCUUGUACUGGGCGAACGAGUACUUUUCUGGCUUCGAUAACAUUGGCCACAACCCCCCUCUGGACCUUCUCUUCCUCUGGAUCAUUCCUAACGGCGCAUGGCUCCUCGGAUCAGGCUACAUGAUCUUCUCCAUGGGCAGCGAGAUCGUCGACGGGCUGGCCCUCGCGUCGAAGACUACCAAGACUGAAUAAUGGAUGUCGCGCUCGAGACGCCUAACGCGGAUUGACUCUUCUUGCGAGAGUAAUUAUAAGGUAGGGUAUCCGUGUUCUAUACCUACACUUAUCCAGAUGGCGCUACAUGCCGCAUGUAUCUUUCAAGACGACAAAGGGACAAGGAAUCUGAUGGACUGGUAAAUAUGAGAUGUAUAUAUAUACGUUGACAUAUGCGUAAUGUUUGAUAUGGAAAAAAGGUUCAUCUACC